ACCAAAUAAACAUCACGUCUGGCUUGCAAGGUUAUGCCAGUCUAUGAAGAAUGUCUUCCCUGGUUGUAAAGAAAAAAGUUAAAGUGAUGAGUAAAAUGAAAGGUGGUGCCAAAAAGCCGGUAAAGCCGAUGCCGGCCACUAUAGAAAAUUCAAAUUUCGAUUUGGAGCUUUGUUGGUGUAUACAGCAACUCCAGAAUUCGCUGCAGUCGGGUAAACUCAGUGAACGCGAAGCUGAAAGGAUCGAUAAGGCAAUCAAAACUUUGAAAAGCCCCAAGGAAGUGUUCAUCAAGAAACGGCAACUAAUGCAGCAGCUCCUUGGGGACUAUCGGGAGAAAAUGAAAAAGGAAGAGAAAAAGCAUUCAAUAGCUGCCAAUCAGUUUAAAUUUACUACGGCCAAACCUAGUAAGAAAUCGCAUUUCGUCAAAAAGUCUGCAUUUGCAACGCCUGGAAGUGAUUUCAAAUUCGAUUUUGCUGUGGAUCAGAUCGACAAAUUGGAUAUUACGGACUCUACCUCGAAAAAAGAGGAAGAAAAUGGAAAAUCCAUUCAAGCAGAACCUGCAGAAAAAUUUCAAUAUGUUCCAUCGGGAAAUACUUUUCGAUUUGCAUUUAAUAUUAAUGAAGAAGAAAAAGGUGGUUUAAGUUAGUUUUUUUUGGACAUUGUACUUUGUGAUUUGUUUUGUAUACCAAAAGAAAUUUAUAUGAAAAGUAA
Messenger RNA from Hermetia illucens (black soldier fly), 709 nucleotides. Its product is annotated as UPF0488 protein CG14286. The record is from RefSeq and is a predicted model, not a curated record. Lineage: Eukaryota; Metazoa; Arthropoda; Insecta; Diptera; Stratiomyidae. Bases 51 to 644 code for a protein of 197 amino acids. The transcript has 3 exons.